ACUUGAUAGACCGUAUACUAGCUUAAUAGUAAUAUUAUAAUCUUUUUAACUUUGAAGAUUUGAACAAUUAUUCGAUCAUUUUCCUUCAACUUUUGACUUUCCGAUUUCUCUGCUGAUGCCUGAUAUUCUCAUAUCUAAGUACUGCGAAAGUUUUUAUGACUUUAUUUCAUAGUUAUAUACUUCAGCUCAUCAGCCAAUAAACUUACGCAUUUAAUUACAUUACACGCAAACGUAAAUUAUUUUUAUUUUUUUUUAAACGUUUGUUGCCAAUCAUUUCGUGAAAAAUGUCUGUUAAAAUUGUUCAAAAUGUGUUAAAAAGUGCACCAUUCAAUCGCAUGUACAUGUCCCAAAUAAGAAGCAAGGCAACAUUGCCCUCUUUAAACUUUGAAUAUAAAGAUUUGGAACCAAUCAUAUCACGCGAUAUCAUGGAAAUUCACCACCAAAAACAUCAUAACACUUACGUUGUAAACUACAACAAUACACUGGAUAAAUUACAGACUGCCGUAGCGAAAGAUGAUACAGCAACUAUCAUAAGCUUGUCACCUGCACUCAAGUUUAAUGGUGGUGGUCAUAUAAAUCAUUCUAUUUUCUGGGAGACCCUUACACCUCAUUCGACUAAACCUUCUGGUGAUUUGGAUAAGGCUUUAACCCAAAACUUUGGCUCAUUUGAUGAGUUUAAGAAACAAUUAGCUACAGCUUCUAUUGCUGUACAAGGUUCAGGAUGGGGUUGGCUUGGGUUUAAUCCUCAAACCAAGAAGUUGGCAGUCGUAAGUUGUGCAAACCAAGAUCCACUGUUCCCCACCACUGGACUGAUUCCUUUGUUUGGGAUUGAUGUUUGGGAACAUGCUUACUACUUGCAGUAUAAAAAUGUACGUGCUGAUUAUGUCAAUGCAAUUUUUGAAGUUGUUAAUUGGGAUGCUGUGUCCAAACGGUUUUGUGAAGCUUCUGUUUAAUAACUAUUUCAAGUUGAUAGUUCUUAUCGAGAAUAAAAUUAAGUUUAAGCAAUUAAAUACUGUAUAGAUUUAUAUGUAUGCCAGUAACUCUGUUUAGUUUCAGUUAAAAUAAAUGUGCAGUUUGAAUUUUACUAACUAAAUAUAA
Myzus persicae (green peach aphid) is the source of this 1098-nucleotide messenger RNA. RefSeq names its product superoxide dismutase [Mn], mitochondrial (gene Sod2). Gene Ontology annotation, cellular component: mitochondrion. Gene Ontology annotation, molecular function: metal ion binding; superoxide dismutase activity. Lineage: Eukaryota; Metazoa; Arthropoda; Insecta; Hemiptera; Aphididae. Bases 285 to 953 code for a protein of 222 amino acids. The record is from RefSeq and is a predicted model, not a curated record. Gene Ontology annotation, biological process: superoxide metabolic process. The transcript has 5 exons.